UGAACGAGUGAGCUAGACCCAGGCAACACAGCGUGCAACACUGGAGGCCGACGAGGUAUAUACUGAAAAUUAUGAGAAUUGACGGGGAUCGACACGAGAUUCAGAUGUGGUCUGAGGAGAAAUUGUGGUGUGUUGGACAGAGGUCUUGGUCUUGUCACAAUGCUCAAAGAGGACGAUGGAUCCUAAAGCGAUUUUCAUAAUUUUCAUGCUCUUUGCGUUUCCAAUCAGCGCACGUUAUCUGACAGUUAAGAAGAGAGACCUGAUAGGUGACUCGCCUCCAAAUAUAAAAGAGGGAGAUGUGGAGUGCUUUUCUGAGUACAUGGAACUCUGGAUCCACAGAAUGAGGAUAGAAGGGCUGAGACUCUGGCUUUCCGGAACCCUGAGAAUUCCAGUCAGUCUGGUGUCCCUGGAUCACCUGAACCUGCAGCUGUCUAUCUGUGGAUACUCACUGCACAGAGAUCCAGAGAGAAACUACGUCUUCAGAGUCAUGUACAGCGGCUGUUUUGUCCAGCUGGAGCAUGGCAACUAUGUAAUAGUGCUGAAUUUGUCGAAGCGAAUCAAUAGGUUUGGAGGCCGAACCAGCAGCUUUGUCAUGAAAUGUCCAGAGGUUAUUCCGCCUACUAGUGGUGAACACAUUUACUGCGACCCCAACUUCAUACAGGUAACCAGGCAAAUUCCACUAGAUAGCUGGAACAACAAGCUCCAGUGGUCUCUGGCCCUGAGAGGGAAGCUGGUGGUGGCCCUGGAGGAUGCCAGCCUGGUCAAUCUGAGUGCUGAAAUCAACGGCUCUGACAUCACUGUGCAAGGAAGGAGAGACGUUAUGACCUUAGAGGCGUUGAAUUGA
Molecule: messenger RNA, 844 nt
Organism: Anguilla rostrata (American eel)
Lineage: Eukaryota; Metazoa; Chordata; Actinopteri; Anguilliformes; Anguillidae
Exons: 9
Coding region: 176-844 (222 amino acids)
Source: RefSeq, a predicted model, not a curated record